CUAUUUCACUUCCAACACUCACUCACUCACACUUUCUCUCACCGCUUUCUUCCACCCAAAACCUAAUCCCAAUUCUCUCAAUGGCAAAGAAAAACUCCGCCACGGCCGCCGUUAAAGACGACCCACCACCGCAAGAAGACAAAAUCGAACAACAUGAUGAAAACGAUGAAGAAACUUCGUCAGAAGCAGGUUCUUCAUCUGAAGGAGGGGAAGAAGAAGAAGAAUCAUCCGAAGAAGAAGCUCCAAAAACCACUCCACCUCCAAAAACCAACCCCAAGAACAAUUCAGUAGAAGAUGAAGACGAAGAAGAAACUGAUACUGAUGAAGACGAACCACCUCCAAAAACCAAACCCAUUGAACAAACCCUAAAAUCAGGAACCAAACCCUCCAUAGCACCUGCCAGAUCUGGAACCAAACGACCUGCUGAAAACAACGACACCAAACAAUCAAACAAGAAGAAAACAACCGAGGAGAAGAAUAAGAAGAAGGAGAAAGAGCCGGAGGAGGAUGACAAUAGCAAUAACAAGAAAGCGUCGUUUCAGAGAGUUUUCACGGAGGAUGAUGAGGUUGCAAUUCUCCAAGGGCUUGUUGAUUUCACUGCCAAAUCAGGGAAUGAUCCUACUAAGCAUCUAUCAGCCUUUUACCAAAUUGUGAAAAAGUCGGUUCAUUUUAAAGUUACGCUUGAUCAAUUGCGCGAUAAGGUUCGGAGGUUGAGGUUGAAGUAUGAGAAUAAAAUUAAGAGUAAGAAGACUCCUACCUUUUCAAAGCCGGUAGAGGAGACAAUGUUUGAGCUUUCGAAGAAGAUCUGGGGUGGUGGUAAAGUUGAUGUUAAUGAAGGUGAAGAGAAUGAGAAAGUUAACGGGAAGCCUGCGAAGAAGGAACUGGCUGUUAAGAAAGCAGCAGCAGCGAGGACAACUAAGAAAUUGGUGAUGGAGCCUGAUUCGCCAUUGGUGGUUUUGAAGGUGGACAGUGGUAAUGGAAAGGAGGAUACUGGUUUGAGUUUGGUUUCGAAUGAAACAAUUCAUUUUGAGCCGGUUAUAGAUGUGGUGAAGAGGGGAGUGGAGUCGAUCGAGGAAUCAAAGAGGGGUGAAUUGGAGAGAUUGAUGAAUAAGUACAAAAUUGCUGAAAUGGAGCUGUUUAUGCAGAAAACCGAGUUGGCUAAGGAAACGGCUACCAAGAUAAGGGAUGCAUUGAAUUCAUCAUCAAGCCAUUAGGUUUGUUGUUUUAGGCAGGCUUGAUUUUCUGUGACUAUAACCUCUGAUUUAUGUAAGUGUCUGAUUUGUGGUCAUUUUGUUGCUAUGAAGUAGUGAUUUUUUAGUUUAUAAUUCUGUUGUUAUUUUAGAGUUUUUGAAAUUGGUACCAUGGUUUUGAAAUUGAUUGAGUAUCUUAUGAACAAACAUGCAAAUGCACACAUUAUGAUGUUUUGAUGAUUAUAGUAUUGGUAUAGUAUUCUGGAAAUCAGGUUAUGGAGA
Medicago truncatula (barrel medic) is the source of this 1472-nucleotide messenger RNA. Its product is annotated as GLABROUS1 enhancer-binding protein-like. Gene Ontology annotation, biological process: regulation of DNA-templated transcription. The record is from RefSeq and is a predicted model, not a curated record. The transcript has a single exon. Gene Ontology annotation, cellular component: nucleus. Bases 81 to 1214 code for a protein of 377 amino acids. Lineage: Eukaryota; Viridiplantae; Streptophyta; Magnoliopsida; Fabales; Fabaceae.